AUGCCCGACCAUCUGCCUUUACCGCCCCCUCCUGCCCCAAGCGAUGCGUCACCGCCUACGCUGACCGAGGAGCAGGACGGCAUGCAGAAGAAGGUGCACGAGUACUUCAGCAAACCAGAUUACACGUUGCCGAACGAGAAAGAUGGGAUACUCUCUGACGAAGAGAAGAUGUGGUUGUCGUAUGAGUGCAUGCUACGGUAUCUACGAGCAACUAAAUGGGAUGUCUCGAGUGCAAUCAAGAGGCUAGAAGGCACCCUCAAGUGGCGGCGGGACUAUGGCCUGUACACCACCAUAACGCCGGAGCACGUCGAACCGGAGGCCUUGACUGGGAAGGAAGUCGUCUUCGGUUACGACCUUGAGCGCAGACCUGCACUGUACCUGAUACCCAGCCGCCAAAACACCGAGGAAUCGCCUAGACAAAUAGAAUUCAAUGUCUGGAUGCUGGAGCGCACCAUAGACCUGAUGGGUCCUGGCGUUGAGACUUUGGCACUUAUGAUCAAUUUCGGCGAGAAAUCCAAGAUCCCUUCUUUUGGCACUGCGAAGACUGUUCUAGAUAUCCUCCAGAACCACUAUCCGGAGCGUCUCGGCCGAGCCCUCAUUAUCAAUGUCCCGUGGCUUGUUAAUACUUUCUUCAAAAUGAUCACCCCUUUCAUCGACCCGAUAACGCGGCCCAAACUCAAGUUCAACCCUAACGUGGUCAAGGACGAGCUAUUUGCGGCAGACAUGGUGAUGAAGGAUAACUGGAGCGGCUCCCGCGACUUCGUCUGGGAACACGAGCAGUACUUCCCGGCACUGGUCAAGUUGUGCAGUGAGAGAAAGCGAGCCAUGAUGGAAAGAUGGAAACAAUUAGGAGGGUCCGUUGGCUUGAAAGAGUGGGAUAUGAAGACAGGGUCGAGCGCUAACCAAACAAUGGCAUAG
Molecule: messenger RNA, 918 nt
Organism: Gloeophyllum trabeum ATCC 11539
Lineage: Eukaryota; Fungi; Basidiomycota; Agaricomycetes; Gloeophyllales; Gloeophyllaceae
Product: CRAL/TRIO domain-containing protein
Exons: 6
Coding region: 1-918 (305 amino acids)
Molecular function (GO): phosphatidylinositol transfer activity
Source: RefSeq, a predicted model, not a curated record